GUGCUUUUGGGAUUCCUGUUUAUCUCCCUUUAUUUUGAGCAGAGGAAAUGGGUUUUAUUUAACAUUCCCUUAGACCCAGAGUUACACCCUUGCUGCUCCUUCUACUGGGAAUUUAAAUCCUCCAUGGAGUAGUUUGCUCCUGUGGGAUUUUCUAAUCAAUGCACCCUAUGGAUGCACAACUUGCAAAAUCAUUUGGGGAAGUUACCUCAAUUUUUCUGAGAAUUUUAUGGAAGUUAUCCCUGGGUUUCCAAGGAAAGGAAAGGGAAAUUAUUCUUACAAAGCUCAGAUCUGGGAAUGGAAAGUUAAAAAUUGUGGAAUGCUGGGAGAAAAUGGUUUUACUGCCCUUCUGCACGUGGAGGAGAGUUUGAGCUUGGUGUUUGAUUGGCCUCCCCUCAAAACAGCCCAUCUUUAAUAUCCCUAUGUAAGCUCAUAGAUUUUCAACCUAAAUCUUCACAGUUUGAGAAGUUUAUUUCAAAUUAAUAAUUCAAGAGGAAAUGUUAUCACCUGGACUUGUCCCAGCAGGGCUUGAGGAGCAGAAGUAGAACCACAGCAAGGCAUAGUUAGCUGUCCAGAGCUGGUGCAACAUCUGAGAGAGAAAAAUUUUGAUGAGUUUUCAAAGCAUCUGAGGGGACUUGUGAACCUGUAUAAGCUGCCAGGGGACAACAAACUUAAAACUAAAAUGUACUUGGCUCUGCAGUCCUUGGAGUUGGAUCUCCAAAAGAUGGCUGGGAUGUAUUGGCAAGCCACCAACGCAAACCCCCUGGACAAAAUCCUCCAUGGCAGUGUUGGCUAUCUCACCCCCAGGAGUGGAGGUCUCCUGAUGAACCUCAAAUAUUACGUCUCCCCCUAUGAUUUAUUUGAGGAUGGCACUGGAGCCCCCAUGGUUUUGCACGAGAACAACGUUCCUCGCUCGCUGGGUAUGAACGUGUCGGUGACAGUCGAGGGAACCAUGGCAAUGCACAAACUUCCAAUUGCUCCCCUGAUCAUGGGCUCCCAUCCUGUGGACAGCAAAGGAACUCCGUCUUUCUCCUCGAUCACCAGUGCCAACAGCGUGGACUUGCCCGCUUGUUUCUUCCUGAAAUUCCCACGUCCCAUUCCAGUGUCUCGAGCUUUCAUCCAGAAGCUGCAGAGCUGCACAGGUAUCCCACUGUUCGACACACCAGCCACGUUUGUGCCCCUGUAUGAGCUGAUCACACAGUUUGAGCUGUCCAAGGAGGCUGAUCCCCUGCCCCUGAACCACAACAUGCGCUUCUACGCCGCUCUUCCAGGACAGCAGCACUGUUACUUCCUGAACAAAGAUGCUCCUCUCCCGGAUGGACGAAGCCUCCAGGGAACUCUGAUCAGCAAAAUUGCUUUCCAGCACCCCGGCCGGGUGCCCCUCAUCCUCAACUUGAUCCGGCACCAGGUGGCCUACAACACCCUCAUCGGCAGCUGUGUCAAGAGGACAGUCCUGAAGGAAGAUUCUCCUGGGAUCCUGCAGUUUGAAGUUUGUCCUCUCUCUGACUCCUGUUUCAGUGUAUCCUUCCAGCACCCUGUGAACGACUCCCUGGUGUGUGUGGUGAUGGACGUGCAGGACUCCAGCCAUGUGAACUGUAAGCUCUACAAAGGGCUGUCUGAUGCCCUCAUCUGUACAGAUGAUUUCAUUGCCAAGGUUGUUCAAAGGUGCAUGUCCAUCCCUGUCACCAUGAGAGCCAUCCGUAGGAAAGCAGAAACCAUCCAAGCUGACACGCCAGCCCUGUCCCUCAUUGCAGAGACUGUUGAAGACAUGGUGAAGAAAAACCUGCCCCCAGCCAGCAGCCCAGGGUAUGGCAUGACCACAGGCAGCAACCCAAUGAGUGGGACCACCACCCCGACCAACACUUUUCCUGGGGGGCCCAUCACUACUCUGUUUAACAUGAGCAUAAGCAUGAAAGAGAGGCAUGACUCGGUGGGCCAUGGGGAGGACUUCAGCAAAGUGUCUCAGAACCCUAUUCUCACUAGUUUGUUGCAGAUCACAGGGAAUGUGGGGUCUACCAUUGGCUCAAGUCCAACCCCCCCCCACCACACACCACCACCAGUAUCCUCACCAGCCAGCAACACCAAGAACCACCCCAUGCUCAUGAACCUUCUUAAGGAGAAUCCCCCUCAGGAUUUCUCCACUCUGUAUGGGAGCAGCCCUCUGGAAAGGCAGAACUCUUCCUCUGGCUCCCCCAGAAUGGAAAUGGGCCCUGGGGGGAAUAAACAAAAGAAAAAAAAAUCCCGCAUGCCAGCCGACAAGCCCAAGCACCAGACUGAGGAUGAUUUCCAGAGGGAGCUCUUUUCCAUGGAUGUUGACUCCCAGAACCCCAUUUUUGAUGUCAACAUGACUGCAGACACCCUGGACACCCCUCAUAUUACUCCAGCACCCAGCCAGUGCAGCACUCCUCCUACCACCUACCCCCAGGCGCUCCCCCACGCCCAGCCCAGUAUCCAGAGGAUGGUUCGCCUGUCCAGCUCGGACAGCAUCGGGGCCGAUGUCACCGACAUCCUCUCGGAUAUAGCAGAGGAGGCUUCCAAGCUGCCCACCAGUACCGAGGACUGCCCACCCAUUGGGACUCCAGUCAGAGACUCUUCUAGUUCAGGACAUUCACAAAGUGCCCUCUUUGACCCCGAUGUUUUUCAGACCAACAGUAGUGAGAACCCCUACACAGACCCCGCAGACCUGAUCGCGGACGCCGCUGUGAGCCCCAACAGCGACUCCUCCAACCAUUUUUUUCCAGACGGGGUAGAUUUCAACCCUGACUUGCUGAACAGUCAGAGCCAGAGUGGUUUUGGGGAGGAAUACUUUGAUGAGAGCAGUCAGAGCGGAGACACUGAUGAUUUCAAGGGCUAUGCACCCCAGGCUCUAACUAAUUUGGGGGUGCAAGUCUUGGGGGCUGAUGGGGGGGAAAAUAAAUUUAAGGGGAGCACUCCGUCCGAUACGGUGGAUUUUAGUAUUAUUGCAGCUGCCAGCAAAGCACUGGGGUCCUCUGACAUCAUGGAGCACCACAGUGGAGGUCAGAGCCCUUUGCUGAACACAGGGGAUUUAGGAAAAGAGAAGUCUCAGAAACGGGUAAAGGAAGGCAAUGGGUCUGGAAGUGCCAUGGCAGGUGCUGGGAUAGAUGGGAAGCCAGGGAAGCGCAGCCGGACGCCAUCCAGUGAUGGCAAAAGCAAAGAGAAACUUCCAAAGCGGAAGAAGCAGGAGACGGAUGGGAAAUCUCCGUCCCACAGUUCAUCCAACAGGCCCUUCACGCCACCAGCAAGCACAGGUGGGUCCAAAUCUCCGGGGAGUUCGGGCAGAUCCCAGACUCCUCCCGGGGUAGCUACUCCUCCUAUUCCAAAAAUAACCAUUCAGAUCCCAAAAGGAACAGUGACUGUUGGCAAACCAUCUUCACACGGCCAGUACACGAGUAGUGGUUCUGUCACCUCCUCCAGCAGCAAAAGCCAUCAUAGCCAUUCUUCCUCCUCCUCCUCUUCUUCCUCCUCUUCAACCUCAGGCAAAAUUAAAAGCAAAUCAGAAGGGUCUUCUGGCUCAAAGAUGAGCAGCAGCCUCUACUCCAGCCAAGGCGGCUCCGGGUCGGGUCAGUCCAAGGGCUCGGCCCAGUCGGUGGGAAAGCCGGGAUCCUCCCCCAUCACCAAGCACGGCCUCAGCACCAGCUCUGGCAGCACCAAGAUGAAACCUCAAGGAAAGCCAUCGUCCCUCAUGAACCCUUCCAUGAGCAAACCAAACAUCUCCCCGUCCCACUCGAGACCCUCAGGGGGUUCUGACAAACUCGCCUCUCCCAUGAAACCUGUCCCGGGUACUCCCCCGUCGUCUAAAGCGAAGUCACCCAUCAGUUCAGGUUCUGGUGGGUCCCACAUGUCUGGGACUGGAUCGAGCUCGAGCAUGAAAUCGUCUUCAGGAAUGGGAUCCUCCGGGUCUAUGUCACAGAAACCGCCUCCCUCGUCCAAUUCCUCCACGGCAUCUUCAUCUUCCUUUUCAUCCAGUGGGUCUUCCAUGUCUUCAUCCCAGAACCAGCAUGGAAGCUCCAAAGGCAAGUCCCCGAGCAGAAACAAGAAGCCAUCGCUGACCGCGGUCAUAGACAAGCUGAAGCACGGGGUGGUCACGAGCGGGCCUGGCGGAGACGACCCCAUGGAUGGACAGAUGGGGCCGAGUUCCAAUUCCUCAAGCCAUACAAUGUCCUCCAAACACAACAUGUCUGGAGGGGAGUUCCAGGGAAAGCGGGAGAAGAGCGACAAGGAGAAAUCGAAGGUCUCUGUUUCUGGAGGAUCCGUUGACUCUUCCAAGAAGAACUCGGAUUCCAAAAACGUUGGAAGCACUGGAGUGGCCAAAAUUAUCAUCAGCAAACACGAUGGUGGUUCCCCCAGCAUUAAAGCCAAAGUAACUCUGCAGAAGCCCGGGGAAGGGGGCGGGGACGGCCUGAGGCCUCAGAUGGCUUCUUCCAAAAGCUACGGAUCGCCCCUGAUCAGCGGUUCCACCCCCAAACACGAGCGCUGCUCCCCCAGCCACAGCAAAUCCCCGGCCUACACCCCCCAGAACAUCGACAGCGAGAGCGAGUCGGGCUCCUCCAUCGCCGAGAAAUCCUACCAGAACAGCCCCAGCUCCGACGAUGGCAUCCGGCCCCUGCCCGAGUACAGCGCCGAGAAGCACAAGAAGCACAAAAAGGAGAAGAAAAAAGUGAAAGACAAAGACCGGGACAGAGAGCGGGACCGGGAUAAGGACAGGGACAAGAAGAAGUCCCACGGCAUGAAGCCCGAGAGCUGGUCCAAGUCUCCGAUCUCGGCGGAUCAGUCUCUGUCCAUGGCGAGCAACGCGAUCCUCUCGGCCGAGCGGCCGUCCCGCGCCAGCCCCGAGUUCCUGAUCGGGGAGGAAGAUGAUGAUCUCAUGGAUGUUGCUCUAAUUGGCAAUUAAUUCUCCCAGAUGAGCUGUCUGCAGGUCCUGGAGGGAAGGAAGGAAGGAUUCAUCUCAAACCUGCCACACGGAUCUUCACGGGGUGUGUUUGGAGAGGGGGAAAAAAUAAGUAUUUCCGAGGUAUUUCCAAGAUUUUCAGACCACCAAGGUCUGUGCAGGAGGAUGUGAGUGCCAGCACCUAGGUCCCUUCCCUGCCUGUGGCCCUCAUCCUGUGGGCACUUCCAUUCUUCCUGAAUUUAUGAGUAUUACCAUCCCUGUCGGAGUUAACGGGGAUGAAGCCGAGUGUGGGAAAGUGGGAGCAGCUCCCAGAUGGGGCAAACAGACAUAGGCUGGUCUGGGAGAUCCCAGUCCCUCUGCCCUCUUCCUAUUCAGGAUAAGCUCCUUUUGGAUGUAGGAAGUUUUAAAGUAAUUAUUUUAGGAAGUGUUUUAAAGCUGGGUUUUAAUUCUUUGGAAGAAGGAAAACCACGAGGUUUUUAAUUUAUUUUAUUCCCACGGCAUUCCUUCAUUCAGUGCCCAGCUUAGCACGGUGCCUCUGGCACGAGCUGGGCACUGUUUCCUCAUGGAAAUCAGGAUUUUAUCCCGGGUCACAGCUCUGAGGGAUUGCUGCUGCCUUGGGUUUGCCUACCCAUGUGUUUUAGCUAUUUAUUCACCUCCAUGUGGGAGCACCCUCGUGCUCCUUGUUUUCCCUCAGCGGGAAUUGGGUAGAGCCCGUGGGUUUGGGUGGCUCUGCAGCCUUGGUGACAUUCCAGCAGGGUGAAAUUCCAGCAAAUCUCAAUGGAAAGGGGACUCCUGCCUGCACCAACAAGCUUCCCUGGAAUCUCCUCGUGCUGCUGAGCUGGGAAUUGUGGUCACACACAGGGGUGCUGCCCUGGGAAGGACUGUCCAGCUAAGGGAGCUGUGUCCUGCUUGGAAAACAGUCCCAGAGUGGCUCAGCUGGGCUCAGGGUUGCAGCACAAGUGUUGAUUUCCUUAAAAGAUGGAUUUUCCCCUUUUGGCUGGAAUUAGGAGCAUGACUCAGGCAUCCUCUCCGGGCUGAUCUUGUGGUCCCUGAAAGGAAAAGAGACUCAGGAGAGUGUUUUAUUUUUAAAAGCAGUUUCAUCUGAUUCACUGAAGAGGAAUGUGGGAAACCAGGAGUUC
This is a messenger RNA of Vidua chalybeata, 6045 nucleotides long. RefSeq names its product mediator complex subunit 1 (gene MED1). NCBI's taxonomy places the organism in Eukaryota, Metazoa, Chordata, Aves, Passeriformes, Viduidae. Gene Ontology annotation, biological process: cellular response to thyroid hormone stimulus; regulation of transcription by RNA polymerase II. The record is from RefSeq and is a predicted model, not a curated record. The coding region runs from base 680 to 4909 and encodes 1409 amino acids. Gene Ontology annotation, molecular function: nuclear vitamin D receptor binding; nuclear retinoic acid receptor binding; transcription coregulator activity. The transcript is spliced from 13 exons. Gene Ontology annotation, cellular component: mediator complex.